UUCUGCAGUACACACUUUGCGAAGAAGCGUUGACUAAAUACUACGAAGCAUCAACAGUCCCACGACAGCGGACAUGUCAGUCAACUUCCUCAGCCUCCCCAGUGAACUCCGCAACAAGAUCUAUGAGGAAGUCUUAAUGGAUCAAGAACCUAUCGAUCCCUGGGCCCUUCCCUACCCAUUUCAACCGCUCACUAUGGAGCUCCUCCGUGUGAAUAAGACAAUCCACCGCGAAGCCAGCUCACUGCUUUACGCUCAGAAUCGCUUCGACCUCACGGUGCACAGUCCUGAGCUUGUAGAUUCUUUCCUCGAUAAGAUUGGGCGCAACAACGCAAGUCAUAUACGGCAUAUAUGUAUCAGCUUUCCCGAAGUCCGCUAUCUAGACCUACACGAUGUCACCCUCGCGGACGACAGCGAUCAUAUCCUUGCAAAGAUCCAAACGGAUUGCAUCAACUUGCGCACCCUUACUACGUCCCUGGACAGCAUAUAUGUGACGGAGGGUGGGCUCGAUGAAACUGGCAGCCCCAGCAUCGUUGUCGAGACAUUUGCGCUGGUUGAUUCUCGACUCAGAGCCAUUCCAUCCUUACAGGAAAUCAUUGUCGAGGUGUAUGAGAAGGAUGCUAGUGCUUAUGUAAGAAGGGAGAUGGAGAGUCACGGAUGGACGAUUAGUGUAAAAGAAAAUGAGGAACUGGAAGAGUGGUACUCCGACAGGAGUUUUAGCGACAUGCACGGUGAUGAUGAUCACUCUAGUUACGACGGUGGUGAUGAUUACGACAUUGACAAUGACAGUGACUUUUGGAGAAGGGCGGGGGACUGAACUCUUGGAGGUCUAUUCUUCUGCGCCGGGAGAAGAGGAGAGGACGAA
This is a messenger RNA of Mytilinidion resinicola, 862 nucleotides long. RefSeq lists its product as uncharacterized. The coding region runs from base 74 to 814 and encodes 246 amino acids. Lineage: Eukaryota; Fungi; Ascomycota; Dothideomycetes; Mytilinidiales; Mytilinidiaceae. The transcript has a single exon. The record is from RefSeq and is a predicted model, not a curated record.